AUGAAGAUCACUGCCUGCAUUCUUGGUCUUGGUGCGGCUCUGGUGGCCGGCCACGGAUACGUCGACAACGCGACCAUCGGAGGAACAUACUAUCAGUUCUAUCAGCCGUACUCUGACCCUUACUACUCCACUCCUCCUCAGAGAAUUUCCCGCGCGAUCCCAGGCAACGGACCUGUUGAGGACGUGACUUCGAUCGACAUCCAAUGCAACGGAUACACUGCUGGGGGAGUCAGUGGCUCUAAGCCCGCGCCUCUUCACGCCACUGCCGCCGCCGGCUCAUCUGUCACCCUGAAAUGGACGCUGUGGCCUGACUCUCAUGUCGGCCCAGUCAUCACCUACAUGGCACGAUGCCCCGAUACUGGCUGCACUAGCUGGCUCCCGGGCACCUCCGCCGUGUGGUUCAAGGUCAAGGAGGGCGGUCGCGAUGGAACGUCCAACACCUGGGCUGACACUCCUCUCAUGGUCGCCAACUCAGGCUAUCAAUACACCAUCCCGUCCUGCCUGAAGCCCGGAUACUACCUCGUUCGCCACGAGAUCAUCGCCCUGCACGCGGCUUACUCUUACCCCGGCGCCCAGUUCUACCCGGGAUGCCACCAAUUGCAGGUUACUGGCUCGGGAACCAAGACUCCUACCUCGCUGGUUGCCUUCCCGGGUGCAUACAAGGCCACUGACCCUGGUAUCACCUACGAUGCCUACAAGGCACAGACUUACACCAUUCCUGGUCCUGCUGUGUUCACUUGCUAG
Colletotrichum siamense is the source of this 744-nucleotide messenger RNA. RefSeq names its product Polysaccharide monooxygenase Cel61a (gene Cel61a-0-1). The record is from RefSeq and is a predicted model, not a curated record. Gene Ontology annotation, molecular function: protein binding. Bases 1 to 744 code for a protein of 247 amino acids. Lineage: Eukaryota; Fungi; Ascomycota; Sordariomycetes; Glomerellales; Glomerellaceae. The transcript is spliced from 7 exons.